Messenger RNA from Paramacrobiotus metropolitanus, 2287 nucleotides. Its product is annotated as atrial natriuretic peptide receptor 1-like. The record is from RefSeq and is a predicted model, not a curated record. The coding region runs from base 320 to 1987 and encodes 555 amino acids. Gene Ontology annotation, biological process: cGMP biosynthetic process; intracellular signal transduction; protein phosphorylation. Lineage: Eukaryota; Metazoa; Tardigrada; Eutardigrada; Parachela; Macrobiotidae. The transcript has 14 exons. Gene Ontology annotation, molecular function: protein kinase activity; peptide receptor activity; guanylate cyclase activity.
GGUGCAAAUUGAUCCGGACGCUGUUCUGACGGUAGUAGGGGCGUUCUCCUUCGUCGGCCACCCUAAGCUACCACCUAAUGAGCCGCGAUGUGGUUUCCGAGACGAUAAUCCAAUCUGUAUUGCUGAAAGGUCAGCGCUGCCGAAGGGAACCAUUGAAUCAUCCGUCAGCGUGCCGCUUUUGGUGUUUUUCGGUGCGGCUCUCGGUGUAGCGUACGCCAUAAGACGUUCGUUGCAAGAUGAUUCCGAUCCGUUCUGGUGGCGCAUAAUAUUGGCGGACAUUGAUAUUUCGAACACGUCCACUACCUCGCAUCGCUCGUCAAUGCGAAGUACUAUUCAAGGACAAACAGCUGAACUUCCAGAGGAAGACGAGGACCUCCCUGAAAAAGAUCUCACCCAUAUUCACCAGCAAAAGCAGAUGAUUCGUUCCGCUAAUGUUGCCGGUGUCAGCGUUACGCUAGUGGAACUUCCACCGCCCAAACAUCGCGUACCCAGCGAUACUUUCAAAGCAGCCGGUUUGGCAAAAACUUUAACGCAUCGCAACAUACAAAAGUUCAUUGGCAUCGCCGUUAACGAAGACAACCAGUGUGACUCCAUUGUUGGCGAGGUUUGCCAAAAGGGCACACUGCGAGACCUUAUUAAUGAUGGAGCGAUCAACUUGGACUGGGAAUUUAAAAGCGCCUUAAUGAAAGAUUUAGUCAAUGGCAUGGCUUACCUGCAUUUAUCACGACUUCGCUCGCAUGGCUUUCUCAACGAUCAGGCCUGUCUGAUUGAUAACCGCUUCAUAUUGAAAAUUUGUUCGUACGGGUUUCCUACGCUGCGCAACGACGACGACUUACAAGCGGUUACCGUAGCAGCCCAAGAUCGCAAUUAUAAUCUACUCCUGUGGCGAUCACCGGAGUUAUUACGACGAAACGUGCCGCCAAAUGGCACGCAGCCUGGAGACGUUUACAGUGUUGGCAUCUUGCUGCAGCAAAUUAUUCUCCGCUGUGCGCCAUACCAAAUCGGAGAUGGCGGGCACAUAAAGACAAAGAGAAGAUCAGAUCGCGAACAGACCAGUGAUCGUGAUAUCGUACAAGAUGUUCGACGCGGAUUGGUCCCGCCAAUGCGGCCGGCAGUGCCCCUUUCUGCAUGCAAAACGGAGCUUUAUGAGCUGAUGACGUUGUGCUGGGACGAAGAGCCGCUUCUUCGACCGCCCUUUGUGAGAAUAAAGGCGGUUGUGGCAAAAGUAGUUGGCAGAGCGGGUGAAAAUAUAGUGGAUCAUUUGAUCAAACGAAUGGAGCAAUACGCGGCGGGAUUGGAACACGAAGUGGAAGUAAAAAUGAAGCAGUUCAUGGAAGAACGCCAACGCUCAGCCGCUUUUCUGGCACAGCUUUUACCUAAAUCUGUCGCGGACGCCCUCGGCCGCGGCAUCCACGUGGUCCCCGAAACCUUUGAGCAUACAACAGUAUAUUUUGGUGAUGUACCCGGUUUUACCGAAGCUAUUGAAGAGUGCGAGAGUGCCUUAGAUACAGUGGAAUUGCUGAACAAACUGUAUGGUGUUUGUGAUGCUGUGGUGGCUGCGCACGAUGUAUAUAAAGUGGAAACGGUUAUUGAUGCAUACCUGGUGGCCAGUGGAGUUCCAGUCCGGAAUGGCAAUAAACAUGCUGAGCAAGUGGCCUCUAUGGCUCUGGGCAUCAGAAGAGAGAUCAGUAAUUUGCGUGCAACGAUGGACAAGGCCAAAAACUUUAAACUCCGAGCUGGACUGCACUCAGGAUCUUGUGUGGCGGGUGUAGUUGGACUAAAAAUGCCGAAAUAUUGCUUGUUUGGGGAUACUGUAAACACUGCCAGCCGAAUGGAAUCUCACGGCGAAGCUGGAAAAAUUCACAUUAGCGCCUCCACUAAGCUGAUUUUAGACAGAUUCGAUGACUUUAUCGUAAGCGAACGGGGAACCAUCGACAUAAAGGGCAAAGGUCCCAUGCUGACCUACUGGCUUAUCGGACGCAACUGAUUGUGAAUGCGCAAUUAAUAAAAUUCGCCAUGGAUUCAUACUUGUAGUACCUGCACGCUGUGCUGUACCGACAAAUCUGGAUCUGCUGGAGCGCUCGUGUUAUAUGUACAAGCAUUUUUUGCUACGUCGUGUUACUCCCAAUCAGCAGCAUGGUUGUCGUCAUGUAGGAAUGUUACAGUAGUUAUUCUGACGGUUUGCACCAGCAUUAAUCCUUCACGGUUUGUUAGCACGUUAAUUAGCACUAUCUUGUGAUGUACACCCGCAUUGACAAGCCAUGUCUACUAUACCGAUUCAACAAUU